Sphenostylis stenocarpa is the source of this 2526-nucleotide messenger RNA. NCBI's taxonomy places the organism in Eukaryota, Viridiplantae, Streptophyta, Magnoliopsida, Fabales, Fabaceae. The record is from the annotation of a GenBank genome assembly.
AUGCAGCUGAAUCGCCUCUGCAUCGUUUUACCACCAAAAUCUGGUGAAAUGGUAGUGCCAAUUGAAAAGGGUGUCCAAGAAGAACCCUUUCAAACACCAAAGAAACAAGUUGAGGCCAAACAGCCUCACAGGGCAUGUGGGGGGCAAGUUCUUGCUUUGCUUCGUGAUUCUUUGGGCAAGUUGUAUGACUCAGGGUGGUGGAGAAUUUGCCAAAAGGGAGAGCACAAAGAGAAGCACAGCUCUGGUGUGUUGUUUCAUGACAUGGAUGGUGUGCAAGUUUCGGUCAACAUUGGCAGGGACAACCCAAGAAUUUUCAGCUACGCAGAGCUGUUCAUAGGGUCCAAUGGUUUCAGUGAAGACCAAGUACUAGGGAGUGGAGGGUUUGGCAAAGUGUACAGGGCCGUUUUGCCUAGUGAUGGAACUGUGGUUGCUGUGAAGUGCUGUUUGGCAGGGAAAGGAAAGCAGUUUGAGAAGAGUUUUGCAGCAGAGUUAGCAGCUGUGGCUGAUCUUCGCCACAAAAAUCUUGUGAGGCUGAGGGGCUGGUGUGUCAAUGAAGAUCAGUUGCAUCUUGUUUAUGACUACAUGCCAAACCGAAGCCUCGAUCGUGUACUAUUUCGCAGGCAUGAGCACUUGAAGCCUAAGCCUCUUGAAUGGGGACAAAGAGGGAAGAUUGUGAAAGGUUUGGCAGCUGCAUUGUACUAUCUCCAUGAGCAACUAGAGACUCAAAUCAUUCACAGGGAUGUUAAGACAAGCAAUGUGAUGCUUGAUUCCCAUUACAAUGCUCGGUUGGGUGACUUUGGCAUGGCAAGGUGGCUAGAGCAUGAGCUUGAGUAUGAGUAUAAGUAUAACAAUAGGAAAACAAUAUCAAUCAGAAGUGGUAAUUUCAGAUUGGGAGAGACAUCAAGAAUUGGGGGCACAAUUGGGUAUCUUCCACCUGAAAGCUUGCAGAAACCAAGUCAUGCUACAUCCAAAUCUGAUGUCUUCAGUUUUGGGAUUGUUGUGCUAGAGGUGGCGUCUGGAAGGAGAGCAAUUGAUCUCACGCACCCAGAUGAACAAAUCAUUUUGCUUGACUGGAUUAGAAGGCUUUGUGAUGAAGGGAAGCUUCUGGAAGCAGCUGAUACAAGGUUACCAGAUGGAUCCUACAAGCUUUCAGAGAUGCAGCAUUUCAUUCACAUAGGCCUCCUCUGCACACUCCAUGAUCCACAAUUGAGGCCAAGCAUGAAAUGGGUUGUGGAAGCUCUUUCUGACAUUUCUAUUAAGCUACCAUCACUACCUUCUUUUCUUUCCCACCCUUUAUACAUCUCUUUGUCUUCCCCAUCUGAUACUAGUCAUAGUCCUAGCAGCACAAGUGGCACUACGUCUACCACAGGAAAUGCUAGCAUAAACACCAACUAUACCUCAUCAAACUACGUCACAGCUGCAGGUGAAACUGUGUACGUAACUGCUGAGUAUAAAAACAGUGGAAUAAUCUCUUCUAAGAGCAUGUACCGCCAGCAACCAUUUCCUGUGGUUGAAACUCCGAGAGAAAUUUCAUACAAGGAGAUUGUUUCUGCUACACAUAACUUCUCAGAUUCAAGAAGGGUGGCGGAGCUAGACUUUGGAACUGCUUACCAUGGCAUCCUUGAUGACAAAUGCCAUGUUUUGGUGAAACGCCUUGGGAUGAAGACAUGUCCUGCAUUGCGUGAUAGAUUCUCCACUGAACUCCGGAAUUUGGGACGGCUUCGCCAUAGAAAUUUGGUUCAACUUCGGGGAUGGUGCACUGAGCAAGGAGAGAUGCUUGUUAUUUAUGAUUACUCAGCAAGUAGAAUUCUCAGCCAGCUGCUUAUGCAUCAUAACAAUGAACACAGAAGUCGGGCUUCUGUCCUCCAAUGGCAUCACAGGUACAGCAUAGUGAAAGCACUGGCCUCUGCAGUACUCUAUCUACAUGAGGAAUGGGAUGAACAAGUGAUCCACAGAAACAUUACCUCUUCAGCUGUCAUUCUUGAACAAGAUAUGAAUCCAAGACUCAGCUCUUUUGCUCUUGCAGAAUUUUUGUCAAGGAAUGAGCAUGGUCAUCAUGUAGUUGCUGACACUAGAAAAUCUGUUCGUGGGAUUUUCGGCUACAUGUCACCAGAAUACGUGGAAUCAGGUGAAGCAACCACUGAAGCUGAUGUUUAUAGUUUUGGUGUGGUGGUGCUUGAAAUUGUCAGUGGACAGAUGGCAGUAGAUUUCAGGCAACCAGAGGUGCUUUUGGUGAAGAAGGUUCACGAAUUUGAGAUGAGAAAACGACCAUUGAAGGAACUAGCUGACAUUAGACUCAAUGGAGAAUACAAUGACCAAGAAUUGAUGAGAUUAUUAAGGUUAGGAAUUGCUUGCACCCGUUGUAACCCGCAGUUAAGACCAAGCAUGAGACAAAUAGUAAGCAUCCUUGAUGGCAACGACAAAUUACUUGUCCAGAAUAACAAGGAGAGCAGGGAAGAAUGGAGAGAAAGAAAUUAUUCUUCUUUGUCAAUGAUUAAGAGAAUCCAAGCUCUUGGAAUACAGUAA